Molecule: messenger RNA, 564 nt
Organism: Salarias fasciatus (jewelled blenny)
Lineage: Eukaryota; Metazoa; Chordata; Actinopteri; Blenniiformes; Blenniidae
Gene: cib3
Product: calcium and integrin binding family member 3
Exons: 6
Coding region: 1-564 (187 amino acids)
Biological process (GO): calcium ion homeostasis
Molecular function (GO): magnesium ion binding; calcium ion binding
Source: RefSeq, a predicted model, not a curated record
AUGGGGAAUAAGCAGACCAUCUUCACGGCGCAGCAGCUCGACGCCUAUCAGGACUGCACUUAUUUUACAAGAAAGGAAAUUCUCAGACUCUUCAACCGCUAUCGGGAUUUGGCACCGCAGCUCGUUCCUCUUGACUACACCAACCAGCCAGAUGUGAAGCUACCAUAUGAGCUGAUUGGCAGCAUGCCAGAGCUGAAGGACAAUCCGUUCCGUCAGAGGAUCGCCGAGGUUUUCUCGGAGGACGGGGAGGGCAACAUGACCCUGGAUGACUUCCUGGACAUGUUCUCAGUGCUCAGCGAGAUGGCUCCGCGAGACCUCAAGGCCUACUACGCCUUCAAGAUAUACGACUUCAACAACGACGACUUCAUCUGCAAGUCGGACCUGGAGAAGACGCUGAACAAACUGACCCGCAACGAGCUGACGGAGGAGGAGGUGAGGAUGGUGUGCGAGAAGGUCAUCGACGAGGCCGACCUGGACAACGACGGACGCCUGUCGCUGGAGGACUUCCAGCACAUGAUCGUUCGAGCUCCAGACUUCCUCAGCACCUUCCACAUAAGGAUCUGA